Molecule: messenger RNA, 441 nt
Organism: Vicia faba (fava bean)
Lineage: Eukaryota; Viridiplantae; Streptophyta; Magnoliopsida; Fabales; Fabaceae
Source: the annotation of a GenBank genome assembly
AUGGAUGGGAAAAGGGACAAGACUCCUACUGAGACUUCUAGACAUCGAAAUGAUAAAAAGAAGAAGAAGAAAACAAAUAAACAAGCUUAUGAGGCCAGCCCAAAAAAGUCAGAAAAGAAAACAUUGUUACUUUUGAUGAUAGAGGGAAUGGAGAAGAAGAACACCUCAGCUAACCAGAAAAAAACAGGACGAACAAAGCCACGCCGACUUGAACAAAGCCCCAAAAGUGCCAAUUCGAGUCCAGAUUUCAAGUCAAGAAAAAGUGCUUCGACAUCAGGGACUCUAGAUCACACUAACCAAUUACAAAGGAUUCAAGUUGCUAGUCCAACACAAGAGGAACCAAAUAUUGGCCGAGAUAAAGAAAGUCAAGGCCCUAUCCAACCUCAUCCUGUUAUGGUCGAAUGGGAACAAACCCAAAUGUCUUGUGCUCUAAUGCCUUAG